UAUGAAGCCUUCAGUUCUGCUGAUGCAGGCACGCAACUAAUGUGUUGGGGUCCUCUUAUAAACUUUUUGAGUACAGCAUUCAACGAGUGUUCCACUCAAGCCCAUUGACGAGCAAUAGACACGAGUGUAACACUCGUUGAGUGUUCCGGUCAAAGAGUUUCGUGCAACGCCAGUCACCGUGGCCCAGACAGUGCGCGCACGACGAAUACCAAACUUUGGUUUGGUGUUCCUGGAGCUACAUCCGCAAAUGAAACCCACAAAUCAUCAGUGCAGAAAUAACUGGAAUGGAAAUGGAGCUGUCCCCAAAGUUCAGUGGUCAACUCCCGAGUGUGAAAUUUGAACCGCCUCACGCUGCAUUCGUACUGGACCAGAUCCAGCAGCAGCACUGCAGUAAGUCCGCACUAGGAGCAACAGAGAUGUACCGCAUUAAAGAAGAACCUCAAGAGGACUGUUCAAGUCAACAUCCCAUCAUACAAGUGAAGACUGAGCCUUACGACACUCCAAUCUUGAUGGAACAGGACCCAAUGGAGCACAGCCAUGACUCACAGUCUGAAGACUCAACAGCAAGCACAGUCACGCCUAACGUUAAGGAGGAGACCACAGACACUAGUGAUUCAGCGUCGUCUGCUAGCCAGGAACAUCAUGAGGUUGUGCACAAUUUUAAUGGGUCCAAACAGCAACUCGUCGCAACACAGGAUCAGGUGGGAGAGGAGAGCCUCGAGCGCAUCCUCAGUCCAGCUGCAUUCUUCCUGUCUGAGAGUGCGAGGGACCAUACGCAAGAGCACCCUGGUGAGAAGCCAUACAAGUGCGAUCUCUGUCCUGCAGCAUUCAGCCACAGCGCGCAGAUGCAUCGUCACAAGAGGACACACACAAGCGUAAGGCCCCACAAGUGCGAUCUCUGUCCAUCUCAGUUCACCAGGCUGCACCACCUGAAGGAUCACAUACGGACUCAUACUGGAGAGAAGCCAUUCAAGUGCGAUAUCUGUCCUGCAGCGUUCAUCCAGAGCACGCACUUGCAGCAUCACAAGAAGACACACACGGGCGAGAAGCCAUACAAGUGCGAUCUCUGUCCUGCACAGUUCAUCCAGAGCACACACCUGCAGCGUCACAAGAAGAAGAUACACACCGACCAGAAGCCACACAAGUGCGACCUUUGCCCUGCAGAGUUCGUCCGAAGCGCGCACCUGCAGAGUCACAAGAAGACACACAUGGGCGCGAGGCCAUACAAGUGCGAUCUCUGUCCCUCUGAGUUCACCCAGCUGCACCACCUGAAGGACCACAUACGGAUUCAUACGGGUGAGAGGCCGUACAAGUGCGUUCUCUGUCUUGCAGAGUUCAGACACAGUACACACCUGCGACGUCACAAGAACACACACACCGGUGAGAAGCCACACAAGUGCAAUCUCUGUCCUGCAGAGUUUACCUACCUGCAUCAGCUGAAAGAUCACGUGCCGACUCAUACGGGCGAGAAGCCGUACAAGUGUGAUUUCUGUCCCGCGGAGUUUGGCCGGAGCAGGAACCUGCAGCGUCACAAGAAGAGACACACAGUGACGAAGCCACAUAAGUGCGAUAUCUGUCCUGCAGAGUUCAGACACUUCACAGACCUGCAGCAUCACACACAUACACACACACAGGCAACAAACUCUAAGAAAAAACUAUUCCCGCUUGGAACUGCGCCUUCGAAGGAAGUUAGCUGAGGGACUGUAAAGGCCUGCUUAAAUGGUCCAUUAACUAUUUCUAGUGUACACAGUUUGGAAGCCACUUCUAAGAAGUAAGUUCACAUUAAAGCAACCUGGGUACAUAGCAAACCCGAUAAACAGUGUUACUGAAGCCAUAUAAAAAUUAUGCGUACGUUAGACUGCGCACAAUACAUAUAAAGGUGGCCAAUAGAUUUCAUUUGCCAGUGGUGUUUUUGGCACCACAAAAAUGAAGAAAUCAAGUGCACUGAAGAAGCCUGUGCUAUGCAAGAAAGUAAUUUACUCAGUCCCUCUGUCAUGCGGGAGAAAGUAUGUGGGGCAUACGGGAAGGCACCUCAAUGCUAGGUUGAGGGAACACCGUGCCACCCUUACGGGCACAUUCUCAGGGCAUUUAGUUGCACACUAUAACAUGCGUGGCCGUGUACCAGGGUUUUGGAACGCAGUUGUCGUAGAGAAAUCUACCAAACAAAAAGUGAUGGAGAAGUAUUGAGGCCUACCAGAUUGAUAAGUUAAGGGGUACACGAGCAUCGGCGAGCCUUCUGUUGGCUUGUAUAAGAAGAUGUUUUAAUUCCUCGUUAGGUUUCCGGCCUGACAUGAUCGUGAGUGCCAAUGUUUCGGCAGAACCAGUUUUCUUUACAACUAGGAAAGACUUGAAAGCAGGGUGCCCAUGUCAUGUUCAUUAAAUCCCUCUGUGUCACCCAUCA
This is a messenger RNA of Ornithodoros turicata, 2401 nucleotides long. Its product is annotated as zinc finger protein 664-like. Bases 285 to 1697 code for a protein of 470 amino acids. NCBI's taxonomy places the organism in Eukaryota, Metazoa, Arthropoda, Arachnida, Ixodida, Argasidae. The transcript has 4 exons. The record is from RefSeq and is a predicted model, not a curated record.